Molecule: messenger RNA, 498 nt
Organism: Oppiella nova
Lineage: Eukaryota; Metazoa; Arthropoda; Arachnida; Sarcoptiformes; Oppiidae
Source: the annotation of a GenBank genome assembly
AUGAAAAUAAUUAGCGGCUCUACACAUAAGAAGUUUGCCUUAAAAGUGGCCGAAAGACUUCAAAUGUCGAUAACAAAUACUAAUUUGAGUCGACAUCCAGACAGUGAAACUGCUUUCGAGAUCAACGAAUCUAUUCGUGAAAAACAUUCACCUCAAAUCCAAGGCUUUUUCAAUAUAGGUGUCGAUAACUUAUUUGCUGAGCCAUUGAUUAUGAAAUACAUAAAAGAAUUGAUCCCUAACUGGAAGACUGCGGUCAUUGUCUCUCCAGAUGCCGGCGAAGCUAAAAGAGCCACUUCUAUGGCAAGUAAACUGGGGUUAGAUUUAGCUAUAAUUCAUAAACAGAAGAAUCAUUUAAAGCAAAUCGAGUCAACAAUAUUAGUGGGAGAUGUGAGGGACAAGUCCUCGAUCAUUGUGGACGAUAUGGCCGACUCGUGCCAUACUUUGGUCAAAGCCACUGACAAACUGAAGGAGUCGGGCGCCACCAGAAUAUAUGCCUGA